AUGGGCAAGUCUCAAUCGAAGCUCUCCCCCGCGCAGCUCGACGAGCUGCAGAAAUCCACCCACUUUGAUAAGAAAGAGCUUCAGCAAUGGUAUAAAGGCUUCCUCAAGGACUGCCCGUCGGGCACCCUCACCAAGGAGGAAUUCCAAAAGAUCUACCGGCAGUUCUUUCCCUUCGGCGACCCCUCAUCAUUUGCAAAUUAUGUUUUUCGGGUAUUCGACUCGGAUAACAGCGGCAUGAUUGAUUUCAAGGAAUUCAUCUGCGCCUUGUCGGUUACGUCACGCGGGAAGAUGGAGGACAAGUUAGACUGGGCCUUUCAAUUAUACGACAUUGAUGGCGACGGAAAGAUCACCUACGACGAAAUGCUAGCCAUUGUGGAGGCAAUCUACAAAAUGGUCGGCUCAAUGGUAAAGCUCCCCGAGGAUGAAGACACACCAGAGAAACGAGUACGCAAGAUCUUCCGCAUGAUGGACAAGGAUGAGAAUGGGAGCUUGGAUAUUGAAGAAUUCAAGGAGGGCAGCAAGCGUGACGAGACUAUUGUCAGCGCCUUGUCAUUGUACGAUGGUCUGGUUUAG
This is a messenger RNA of Penicillium diatomitis, 573 nucleotides long. RefSeq names its product EF-hand domain-containing protein. Gene Ontology annotation, molecular function: calcium ion binding. The coding region runs from base 1 to 573 and encodes 190 amino acids. The record is from RefSeq and is a predicted model, not a curated record. NCBI's taxonomy places the organism in Eukaryota, Fungi, Ascomycota, Eurotiomycetes, Eurotiales, Aspergillaceae. Gene Ontology annotation, cellular component: cytosol; intracellular membrane-bounded organelle; membrane. The transcript has 4 exons.